UGGGGUGCUGGCAGGGUCAGCCUGUGAGAGUGAGUGCCUCUUUAAAUUUGCGUCACAGACGCCUGCUGACCUCACCCCAGUCCAGGCCCUGCGAUUGGUCAGGCCAUCAAAGCCUCGCCCCUGCUAAUCGCUGCUGCCGCCAUCUUUGCUGCAGAGAACGCCGAGGAAGACGCUGCAGACCUGCCUUCCCAACCGUAUGUAGGCGAGAAGCCAGUGCUGAUACUCCCACUAACCCAUAAUGUCCCACCAGGCCCCAGAGUGGAAGAGGGCUGAGUCUAAUUCAAGCGAUCUUGGGGCCAGCUGGGAUGGCAGAGGCAGCAGAGGCAGGGGCUGGAGCGGCCCCUCCGGCCUUCAGGGACCUAGAGCAGCUGACUCCCGUGAACCGCCAUUGUGCUUUAAGAUAAGGAGCAGUAUGGUUGGUGCGGUAAUUGGUCGCAGUGGAUCCAAAAUAAAAGCUCUAGAACGGUCAACAAACACUUUAAUACACAUCGUAAAGGGGGCAUCUGAAGCAGAAGUAAACGUUUUUGGUAACAAGGAAAUGAAAGAAAAGGCCAAAGCAGCCAUAGAGACUCUUAUUAGAAAACAGGAAAGCUACAACUCAGAAUCCAGUGUAACUAAUGCUGCAUCCCAACCUCCUAUUGGAAGAAAUGUAUGCCGAAAUGACAGUGUUAGAGAAGCGCGGCCAUCGUUAGAUUGGGAUCAAAUUAGGGCUAGCGGUCUGGAGAGGGAAAAGAGCAAAUGGGCAGAUUUACCACCAAUCAAGAAAAACUUUUACAUAGAAUCCAAAGCAACAAGCUCCAUGUCUGAAAUGCAGGUGAUUAACUGGAGAAAGGAAAAUUACGAUGUAACAUGUGAUGACUUGAGUGGGGAAAAGCGUCUCAUCCCCAAACCUGCUUGUACGUUUGAAGACGCUUUUCAGCAAUACCCUGAUCUUUUGAAAAGCAUAACAAGGGCAGGAUUCAGAAAGCCAACACCAAUUCAAUCCCAAGCAUGGCCAAUUAUUCUACAAGGAAUAGAUCUUAUAGGAGUUGCACAAACUGGAACAGGGAAAACGUUGUCCUAUUUAAUGCCUGGGUUUAUUCAUCUUGAUUCUCAACCAAUAUCUAGAGAGCAAAGGAAUGGUCCUGGGAUGCUGGUUCUUACACCCACUAGAGAGUUGGCUGUUCAGGUGGAAGCUGAAAGUUCAAAGUACUCAUAUAAAGGUCUUAAAAGCAUCUGCAUAUAUGGUGGUCAAAACAGACAAGAACAAAUAGAAGACAUUAGCAAAGGUGUAGAUAUCAUUAUCGCCACUCCUGGGAGGCUGAAUUACCUACAGAUGAAUAAUUCUGUCAACCUAAGAAGCGUAACUUAUUUAGUUAUGGAUGAGGCAGAUAAAAUGCUGGAUAUGGGAUUUGAACCCGAGAUAAGGAAGAUUUUAAUGGAUGUGCGCCCAGACCGGCAGACUGUUAUGACAAGUGCAACUUGGCCAGAUACUGUUCAUCGACUGGCACAUUCUUAUUUGAAAGAUCCUAUGAUGGUUUAUGUUGGUACUCUGAAUCUUACGACCACAAAUACAGUGAAGCAAAAUAUAAUUGUUACCACAGAAAAAGAAAAACGAGCUUUUAUCCAAUAAUUCAUAGAGAACCUGAUGCCAAAUGAUCAAGUCAUCUUGUUUGUCCACCAAAAAUACAUUGCUGAUGACUUAUCAAGUGACUUCAAUAUCCAAGGCGUAUCUGCAGAAGCACUGCAUGGCAACAGAGAACAGAGUGACCAAGAACGAGCAUUAGAGGACUUUAAAAGUGGAAACACAAAGGUACUGAUUACAACUGAUUUAAUAGCCAGAGGCCUUGAUAUUAAUGAUGUCACGCAUGUAUAUAAUUACGAUUUCCCAUGGAAUAUAGAAGAAUACCACAGAGUAGGGCGCACUGGACGGGCAGGAAAGAUGGGCACAUCAGUUACCCUCAUCACUCAGAGAGAUUUAAAAAUGGCUAGUGAAUUGAUUAAAAUUCUGGAAAGGACAAAUCAGAGUGUUCCGGAAGAUCUGGUACUAAUGGCUGAGCAAUACAAGUUAAAACAACAAAAGAGGGACACAGAGAAACGAUCAAGAAAAACUGGAGAAAGAUGCAAGGAGUUUUACUGAUGUUUAAGUUGAAAAGUUGUACCAGGCUACUAGCAGAUUCCAGGCAUGUUAAUGUUAUGCAGUAUUGAAUAUACAUAAGGAAGUAUCGGAAACAUACUGGCCAUUUGAAGAAACAACUAAUUCUUAAAUAAUUCUGCUGAACUUUCAA
Callithrix jacchus (white-tufted-ear marmoset) is the source of this 2267-nucleotide messenger RNA. RefSeq names its product DEAD-box helicase 53 (gene DDX53). Gene Ontology annotation, molecular function: RNA helicase activity; ATP binding; RNA binding. The record is from RefSeq and is a predicted model, not a curated record. Lineage: Eukaryota; Metazoa; Chordata; Mammalia; Primates; Cebidae.